UCAAGCAGCCUGGCUCAUGGCUGUGUGGGGCCUGGGGAGCCGUCUUGGCCUGCGCGGGUGCUUCGGCGCCGCCAGGCUCCUGUAUCCCCGUUUCCAGAGCCGCAGCCCUCAGGGCGUGGAAGACGGGGACAGGCCACAGCCUUCCUCGAAGACACCCAGGAUCCCCAAGAUUUACACCAAAACGGGAGACAAAGGGUUUUCUAGUACCUUCACAGGAGAAAGGAGACCCAAAGACGACCAAGUGUUUGAAGCCGUGGGAACUACAGAUGAAUUAAGUUCAGCUAUUGGGUUUGCUCUGGAAUUAGUCACAGAAAAGGGCCACACAUUUGCCAAAGAGCUUCAGAAAAUCCAGUGCACAUUGCAGGACGUUGGCUCGGCCCUGGCGACACCACGCUCCUCGGCCCGGGAGGCUCACUUAAAGUAUACCACGUUCGAGGCGGGGCCCAUCCUGGAGCUGGAGCAGUGGAUCGACAAGUACACCAGCCAGCUCCCACCACUCACGGCCUUCAUCCUGCCUUCGGGAGGCAAGAUCAGCUCGGCGCUGCAUUUCUGUCGGGCCGUGUGCCGCCGGGCCGAGAGACGUGUGGUGCCUCUUGUCCAGAUGGGAGAGACCGAUGCGAACGUGGCCAAGUUCUUAAACAGACUCAGUGACUACCUCUUCACGCUAGCCAGAUAUGCAGCCAUGAAGCAGGGGAAUCAAGAGCAAAUAUACAAGAAGAAUGACCCAUCGGCCGAGUCUGAGGCACUCUGAAAUCACAGAAAGUGGGAGCUUGGAGGAUCCCUCCAUUGGUGAUGGCCGUGGAGAGAGGAGCUUGCCCUUGUGGGGUCCUGGUUCCUGAAGAGCUCACCCGGAGAGGCUCAAAGCAGCCUUUUGUCCCAGCUCAGCUUUGAUCUACACCUCCUGCCACCUUCCUCAAGGGACUGUGACCCUUUGGGGAUUCUGUCCCUGACCCUGCUUCCCCAAGCUCUCCUGGGUCUUGGAGGGAUGUGGCAAUAAAUUGGCAUUGCAGGAAA
Messenger RNA from Pongo pygmaeus (Bornean orangutan), 1014 nucleotides. RefSeq names its product metabolism of cobalamin associated B (gene MMAB). Gene Ontology annotation, molecular function: corrinoid adenosyltransferase activity. The coding region runs from base 17 to 751 and encodes 244 amino acids. NCBI's taxonomy places the organism in Eukaryota, Metazoa, Chordata, Mammalia, Primates, Hominidae. The record is from RefSeq and is a predicted model, not a curated record. The transcript has 9 exons.